This is a messenger RNA of Mesitornis unicolor (brown roatelo), 444 nucleotides long. RefSeq names its product HLA class II histocompatibility antigen, DR alpha chain-like. Gene Ontology annotation, molecular function: MHC class II protein complex binding. The annotation marks the transcript as partial. Gene Ontology annotation, cellular component: MHC class II protein complex. The transcript is spliced from 2 exons. The record is from RefSeq and is a predicted model, not a curated record. Gene Ontology annotation, biological process: positive regulation of T cell activation; antigen processing and presentation of exogenous peptide antigen via MHC class II; peptide antigen assembly with MHC class II protein complex. NCBI's taxonomy places the organism in Eukaryota, Metazoa, Chordata, Aves, Mesitornithiformes, Mesitornithidae.
GGCAGCACCGACCCCUCCUCCUCCCCAUUGCCCCCAGUGCCACCCGAGGUGACCGUGUUCCCCAGACUCCGAGUGGAGCUGGAGGAGCCCAACGUCCUGAUCUGCUACGUGGACAAGUUCUGGCCGUCCGUGAUCUCCAUCGCGUGGCUGAGGAACGGGCAGGAGGUGACGGACGGCGUCCUCGAGACCGUCUUCUACCCACGGGAGGACCACAGCUUCCGCAAGUUCUCCUACCUGCCCUUCGUCCCCACGCGGGGGGACUACUACGACUGCCGCGUGGAGCACGAGGGGCUGCGCAGCGCCCUGCUGAAGCACUGGGAGCCCCAGGUGCCCCUCCCCGCCUCCGAGAGCACCCAGACCCUGGUGUGCGCCCUGGGCCUGGCCGUGGGCAUCGUGGGCAUCAUGGCAGGCACCAUCCUCAUCAUCAAGGCCAUGAAGAUGAAC